Molecule: messenger RNA, 2370 nt
Organism: Wallemia ichthyophaga EXF-994
Lineage: Eukaryota; Fungi; Basidiomycota; Wallemiomycetes; Wallemiales; Wallemiaceae
Product: CUE domain-containing protein
Exons: 2
Coding region: 1-2370 (789 amino acids)
Cellular component (GO): nucleus; cytoplasm
Molecular function (GO): ubiquitin binding
Source: RefSeq, a predicted model, not a curated record
AUGAGCACACGGAAACAAUCAAAUGUUAAAAUAAUUAAAGAAUUAUUCCCACACUGGAAUGAAGACGAUUUAGAUCAAGUUUUAAUUGACGUUAACGGUGUACUUGAAUCUGCGGUUGCUAGAAUUUCUGAAGGCCACGCUUCUCAAUUCUCAACGGUACAAUCAAAGAAGGAGAAGAAGGCUGCGGCUCCGAGCGUACCAACAACUACACCACCUGCUCCUUCAAAACCCAAGUCUAGCACGCCCAAACAACCUCGCAACACCAACAAUCAAAGUUCUCGAGGUCAACCCGCUACUAGAGGGUCCUUCAACCCUCCACGUGGCCCAAGAGGUGGUUCUGCUAGAUCAAGUACACGUCAUUCAACUACUCCUGCUAAGUCUACUCCUUCAAACUCAACUACUCCGGCGAAAUGGUCUGAUCCUUCAACUAGUAGUGAGCAAGGCGUGGUCAAUAGCACGGCAACAGGAACAGGUACAGGCACAAGCACAACUACAACCAAUCAACUCCCAUCCUCUCAACCCUCCUCCUCCGCUGCUCUAAGAUCCUGGGCUCAAAUCGCCAAACCUCCUUCUCCAAAGCCCGAAACUAUCGUCGAAACCGUCGGUGAAUCCGUCGUUCAACCCGAUCCUAUUAAACAGCAAGAACUCGACCAAGAAAACCACGAUCACGACCUUGUCCACGAUCAUGUCCAAGUACAAGUACAAUCUCAACCAAACCCUCCAGCUCAACCACAUCAAGAUUCUCAAUUCAAUUCCACCUCCUUGUCUCAACCUUCCGAAAAUUUGUCUUGGGAUCAACCUACUACUGCUUGGAAUAAUUCAGAUUCCGUUUGGCCAUCCGAUUCCACUCCAACUUGGGAUGACUCUAAACCUUCCGAACAAUCCCCUGUCAAACAAUCACAAGACUCUUCAAAAUCCACUCAACAAACAAACUCUUCUGCUCCUCCUGGCUUUGGAGCUCCUCCAAAACCAAACUCUAGAGCUGCUCAACGUGCUAGGCAAGACGCUGCUGUUGUUAUGCCAGGUGCUUCCGAUAACAAAUCUCUUGGAAAUGCUAUUGGCGUUCAAUUUGGUAGCUUAUCCUUGUUAGAUAACGGUGCUGGUGGUCCUGGUCCUGGUCCUGGUGGAUAUGAGGAACAACCUGAUCAAUCAGAGCAAUUAAAGGCUACUCAACCUCAACAAGAUUCUGUUUCUAUUAAUCAACCUGAGCCUUCUUCUGCUUCUGUAGCUGUACCUGCUCCUGCUCCUGCUCCUUCACAACCAUCUCAACCCGUUCAACCUGUCACUCAACAACCAACUACUCAACAAUCUGAAAUUUCUGCAUACACCUCUCAACAACCACAGCAAGACGUCUACGGUCAAUACUUCCAACAACCUCAACAGCAACCUUCAAUUCAACCAACUGAACCAACUCAACCACAUCAACCCGUUUCUUCGCAAGCUAUUCCUCCUCAAUUCCAACAAUACAACCAAACUGUUACUCCAACCCCAGACGCAUACUCUAACGUUUUCUCCAACUUAGCUGCUCAGCCAGGUCAAUUAGGUGGUGGUGCUUUUGGUCAGCAAACUCAAAACGAUUAUGCUGCUCUUUACAACGACCAAGCCCAAAGGGACUUUGCUCUUCAGCAGGCAAACUACUACGGUCAACAACAACCAUCCAGCUUCGGUAGACAAAUUGGCCAAGAAGACACAAAGUCAGUCCCAACACCUUCAAUCAACCAAGCAAGCACCCCAUCAAUCUCCUCUCAACAAACUGCAUCAGGUUAUCCCGGCAUCACCGCCCCAAUGCCAUACUACUUUAACCCAUAUGCAGCAGCAUACGGAGCACCAAAUGCUGCAGCAUUCUAUGGUCAAGCAGCUGCUAGUCCAUAUGCACAAUUUGCUGCCAAGUACCCAAUGUACCCAGGACCACAACCAGGCACAGGAUUUCAACAGCCAUCGCAACCCAAGCCAAGUGGAGCAGCAAGCGCGAGUGGAGCAGCAGCAACUCAAUCACCAUAUGUUCAACACGCAGCAGCAACCGCGACGAACAAUGUAGCAUCGCCAUCGCCAUAUCCAUCGUACGACUCAGCGAAUGCAUACGACAGCUUCUUGAACCAGUCGCUGCAGAAUGCUGGUAGUCCUGCAAUCAGUCAUCAAGAGAAGCAGCAACAGCAGCAGCAGCAGCACGCGCCAAAGAGUCAACAACCUCAACAGCAACAUCAACAACACCAACAUCAACAACACCCUCAACACCCUCAACAACAGCCUUACAACGCUUUCGGUAGCGCGUAUCAGGCUCCUCCUCUCUUCCAAACACCUAGCUUCUCCCACUACCAAGGGUACGGCGGAUGGCAGGCGCAGCAGAGAUAUGGACAGGGCUAUCCAUAA